CAGACGCGGCGCGCGAUUGGCUGGCGGAGGCACGGUCUCCGGGGCCUGGGCGGCGCAGCAAGGCCUCGGGCGGCGGUGGCGGCGGCGGCGGCGACGGCGUGAGGCAGUAUGAUGUGAGCCUGUGACCAUGGACUUUUCUCGGCUCCACAUGUACAGCCCUCCCCAGUGCGUGCCCGAGAACACUGGCUACACGUAUGCACUCAGUUCAAGUUAUUCUUCUGAUGCUCUGGAUUUCGAGACUGAGCACAAAUUGGAUCCUGUGUUUGAUUCUCCAAGAAUGUCCCGCCGCAGCUUGCGCCUGGUCACCACAGCACAUGCCGCCGAGGACGGCCCGGCGGCGGCGGCAGCGGGGGACAGGGCGGCCAGAGUAACGAAACAGCGCGGAAGUGCAGGCAGGCUGGCCCUUACCCUGAACCACGCCUCGAGGAAGGGCCUGUCCUUGGCUGCCGGCCAGAGCAGCACCGGCGCUGUGCAGGGCGAGGCCUGUCUGCGGCCUCCUGUGCUGGACGAGUCUCUGAUCCGUGAGCAGACCAAAGUGGACCACUUCUGGGGUCUCGAUGACGACGGAGACCUCAGAGGUGGGACUCGAGCAGCCCUUCAGGGCAAUGGUGAUGCGGCCGGCGGGGCCGCGGGCGCAGCUGGGAGCAACGGCUACACCUGCAGCGACUGCAGCCUCCUCUCCUCGCGCGGGGCCGCGCUCACCGCACACUCCACGUCCUUUGGACCCACCUCAAGAAUUUACUCGAGGGACAGGAACCAGCGACGCGGCGCCUCUCGCUUCGCGGAUAGGAUCUGGCGGCUGGCCGAGCGCACCUCGUCCUUUUCUUCGUUCUUAGUUCACCUCUUCCAAGGGGCUUUCGCGAAGUGCAGUUGUGAAUCAGAAAAUGCCAAAUUGAAAAGUUCUCACUGCGGCCACGGCGGGAGGAUGGACGUGCGAGAGGCCCUCGGAGACGACGGCCGCCUCCGGGUCAACGGGGAGUCUCUGUGCGACGGCCGAAAGGGGAAGGAGCCCCGCGAGACGCACUCGGCCCCCCGCUCGCCGUCCUCGAGGCCCGGCGGGCUGGCAGGGACCGCGGGCCGCGCCUUCGCUCACGCAGGUUGUCGCGCCGCGGUGCAGACGCUGCGCCGGGCCGGAGCCGCGGGCUGGUUCGUGUCGAGGACGGUGCUGGCGGUGCUGCGCCUGGCCCUGUUGGCCCCAGGGAAGACAGCGUCCGAAGUUCUCUGGUGGCUUGGGGUUGGAUGGUACCAGUUCGUCACUUUGAUUUCUUGGCUGAACGUGUUUCUUCUUACAAGGUGCCUUCGAAAUAUUUGCAAGUUUUUAAUCUUGCUCAUUCCGCUGUUACUUUUGCUGGGUGCAGGUGUUUCCUUAUGGGGCCAGGGUGAUGUCCUCGCCUUCCUGCCCGUGCUCAAUUGGACACACCUGCUCGGAGCCCAGCGGGCCGAUGACCCCAGCAGCACGCGCACGUCCGGCCACCCGCCCCCGCGCCAGCCUCUGGAGGCUGGCACUGAGGCUUUCCACUGGCAUCGGAUGAGUGAAGUCGAAAGGCAGGUGACCUCGUUGUCAGGACAGUGUCACCACCAUGACGAGAAGCUUCGAGAACUGGUGGCUUUGCUCCAGAAACUCCAGGCGCGGGUGGAGCAGAUGGACGGCGGUGGGGAAGGACUCCUGUCCUUGGUGAGGCAUGCCGUGGGGCAGCAUUUCGAGGAGAUGGGCGCCCCCGGGCCGUCGAGCUCCCAGGCCGACUCCGAGGCCUCGCACCGAGAGCACGAACUGCGGAUCUCCAGCUUGGAAGCCGUUCUCGGGAAGCUGACGGAGAGGUCCGAGGCCGUCCAGAGGGAGCUGGAGCGGACCGCGCGCGCAACGGCCAGCGGGAUGGAGGAGGAGCAGCGCCUUCUCGGCCUGGUUCAGCAUCUGGAGCAGGAGCUGGGGCGCCUGAAAGCAGACCUGGCAGGCUGGCAGCGCGGGAGAAGCAGCUGUGAGGCGGCGGACUCCGUGCGCGAGACGGUGGAUGCCCGCGUGAGAGAGACCCUCAGCCUCGUGCUUUCCGGGGACCAGCCAGAAGCUGCUCUGGAGCGGCUGCUCCAGAAGUGGUCUUCCCAGUUUGUGAGCAAGGAGCACCUGCAGGUUCUGCUGCGCGAGCUGGAGCUGGGGAUUCUGAAGAACGUGACCCACCACCUUGCUGUGACCAAACAGACGCCAGCUCCUGAGACUGUCGUGUCUGCUGCGCGUGGGGCAGGCAUCACGGGAAUAACCGAGGCGCAAGCCCAGGUCCUUGUGAACAAGGCCCUGAAGCUGUAUUCCCAGGACAGGACCGGCCUGGUGGACUUCGCCCUGGAAUCCGGGGGUGGGAGCGUCCUGAGCACCCGCUGCUCCGAGACCUUCGAGACCAAGACGGCGCUCAUCAGCCUGUUCGGCAUCCCGCUCUGGUACUUCUCGCAGUCGCCCCGCGUGGCCAUCCAGCCUGACAUGUACCCGGGUAACUGCUGGGCGUUCCGAGGCUCCCAGGGGUACCUGGUGGUGCGGCUGUCGAUGAAGAUCCAGCCGAGCGCCUUCACGCUGGAGCACAUCCCCAAGACGCUGUCGCCCACGGGCAACAUCACCAGCCCCAAGGACUUCGCCGUCUACGGAUUAGAGGACGAGUACCAGGAAGAAGGGCAGCUCCUGGGACGGUUCACCUACGACCAGGAAGGGGAGUCGCUCCAGAUGUUCCACGUCCUGAAAAGACCUGAAAGCGCUUUCCAGAUAGUGGAGCUGCGGAUUUUUUCUAACUGGGGCCAUCCCGAAUACACGUGUCUGUACCGGUUCAGAGUUCACGGAGAACCCAUCAAGUAAAGCCAGUCUCCUCUCUGUUGCUGUACAUUCUGUAUAUACUGGUCGGCCUGCAACCCGGACUCCCUCUGAGCGCGGGCACACGGACAGCGGGAUAGCGUCACCCCUUCAGGCGGUGCGCCGACGGCCAGCAGGACGUGGCAGCGGAAGCCAUGGAUGCUGACAGCCACUGGCUCCUCUGUCCACGGGGACCGCUGCCCCUUGAGGCCCGCAAGCCACAGGCAGUCUCUGUGGAACCUCAUCUGAAUGUAUGGCUCACAAAGACACUUACUUUCCUGGGGUCGGGGGGAGGGUUGUUUUUGAACGUAAAGCUCUUUAUAUUUGUAUUUGCUUGACAUCAGGAACAAAGCGAGAGAAGGUGCAAGGUUGGGGGUGUGUCCGAAGCCUUGACGGCCUUCACGGGCCCUUUUAAAGGACCUCUGGGGGCAGACGGAUGUUGAGCGCAGCACAUGCUUCUCUUGGGGAAGAACCGGUCGCCAGACUUCCGAGGGCCCUUCCUCCGGGCGGGAGUUUCCUCCGUUCGGCCCCCGUGGUUCGUUCGUGUCCCCAGGUGGGGCAGUAACUAAAAGGUGGUGGUGGUAGUCGGCUCCCACGUCUGGGAAGGGUUUCCGUCAGGCCUCGGUUCAGGCACACUGGACGGUUUGCCUCUUGCAGGUCGAAGUGGGUCUGAUUGGAAAAGGGAUGGUCUGGAUCCAAGCAAACAUGUAAAUAGAGUUCUCAGGUCUCCACUGGGCUCAUCCCGCCGGAUUUCCCUGCAGUUGUCACGUCACACUAGGAGCAGGAACCAAGAAAUCCAAGCUUUUGGGUGUCUUCAGGUUGUGUUUUGAAUUCUGCUGAGAAGCGAACACUAACAUGCUCUAGGUUUUUCCAAGGCUGUUUUUAGUCCACUGACGGUUAUUGAAGGAGGUGGCCCAGGUGGCAAAUUCAUGACACCAGUACGCUGAGGCUCCUGCAGCAGCACUUUGUCCCGGCUCCGGUUGGGAUUUGCCUUUUAUUGCAACUACUGGCCAUUCUCUCUCAAUUCCUCUGAGGCUUGUUCUGGUUAUAGUUACUAUUUAAUAUUGAGACUAUUUUACUGAGCAGACUUUAUAAAUGAGGUAUCUGCAAGGCACUUAAAAGUGUUACAGAUGUUUUACCUUAAAGUUAUUUAAGUUUUAUUGGGUUAAGACAGUUUUUGGGGUACUGUAAAUGUUAUUUUCAGGAAAAGAUAGAAUGAUGGUGCUGACUGGUUUUCUGAAGAGUUUUAUGUAUAUUGCACAACAGUCCUCAAAUAAACAAAUCUACAUAAAGUAGCAUUUUUUUCACUCUAGUUAGAAUUCGAACGAACUAAUGCCUAUGCAGUUAAGUUGGAUAAAAUGUAUACAGAUGUUUCAUAUAUUACAGGAUAAAUAUAUAAAUCAAAAUUUCCUAUAUAAAGCUAAAACUGGGAGUUGGGGUGGAAAUAUUUUGAAUAUUUAUUUUUAAAGACGCAAGAUAGGACUUUGUGCAGUGUAUUUUUGUAAAUGCUUUUCAAGAUAUUUGUCUCUGGUAGUGCUUCUUUUGCUGCCACCAAAUUAUAAGAUGCUAUUGAAAUGUUUAAAUAAAGAGUUUUACUUUUUAAAAGUGCAUGACAUUU
Messenger RNA from Sus scrofa (pig), 4445 nucleotides. RefSeq names its product Sad1 and UNC84 domain containing 1 (gene SUN1). Gene Ontology annotation, cellular component: nuclear envelope; meiotic nuclear membrane microtubule tethering complex. The record is from RefSeq and is a predicted model, not a curated record. NCBI's taxonomy places the organism in Eukaryota, Metazoa, Chordata, Mammalia, Artiodactyla, Suidae. Gene Ontology annotation, molecular function: protein-membrane adaptor activity.